This is a messenger RNA of Petromyzon marinus (sea lamprey), 7005 nucleotides long. Its product is annotated as polyprenol dehydrogenase-like. NCBI's taxonomy places the organism in Eukaryota, Metazoa, Chordata, Hyperoartia, Petromyzontiformes, Petromyzontidae. The record is from RefSeq and is a predicted model, not a curated record.
GCCGCCGCCGCUCGCGCCGCGUUCUUUGCUCAACGAUAAUAAAUAAAAAGGGGGGGUGGGGGGGGGUCUCGCCCCGACUGGGCGCUCUCAAAGCGAAUCCGUUCACGACUCGGCGCCCUUCGCGAGCUCCGUUGGGGGCGAAGUGGACGCGCUCCGUUUGCCCCGAGAAGCUUUCCUGACGAAGAAGACGAAGACGCCGCCGACGCCCUGCGUCUCUCUCUCUCGUCUCUCUCUCGCCUCUCGCGCGUUUCCGUCAACGCAACUCGCCCCCAGGGUAGAUUCGGCAAACGCCGCGCGACAACGGAAGAGAAAAAAAACGCCGAUUUCUAAUUGCGCUCUGCGUUUUGUCGUUCUAUAGAGUUCUGUACGCUCGUAGUGAACGCGGCGAAAUUAGAAAUUAGAUGUGUGUGCGUGCGUGUGUGCGCUCCGUUACGUUGGCGAGCAACGCGGCCUGGGAAAACGGAGCCCCCCCCCCUCUCCCAGCAAUGACUCUGAAUGCUGAGGGCUCAAAGAGCCAGCCUCAGGCUCAAUUGGUGUCCAGUGGCAAUGUUUGGGGCUCAAAGAGUCAGCCUCAGGCUCAAUUAGAGUCCAGUGGCAAUGUUUGGGGCUCAAAGAGCCAGCCUCAGGCUCAAUUGGUGUCCAAUGUGUCAAUGUUUGGGGCUCAAAGAGCCAGCCUCAGGCUUAAUUGGUGUCCAGUGGCAAUGUUUGGGGCUCAAAGAGUCAGCCUCAGGCUCAAUUAGAGUCCAGUGGCAAUGUUUGGGGCUCAAAGAGCCAGCCUCAGGCUCAAUUAGGGUCCAGUGUCAAUGUUUGGGGCUCAAAGAGCCAGCCUCAGGCUCAAUUGGUGUCCAGUGGCAAUGUUUGGGGCUCAAAGAGUCAGCCUCAGGCUCAAUUAGAGUCCAGUGGCAAUGUUUGGGGCUCAAAGAGCCAGCCUCAGGCUCAAUUAGGGUCCAGUGGCAAUGUUUCGGGCUCAGAGAGCCAGCCUCAGGCUCAAUUAGUUUCCAGUGGCAAUGUUUGGGGCUCAAAGAGUCAGCCUCAGGCUUAAUUAGGGUCCAGUGGCAAUGUUUGGGGCUCAAGGAGCCAGCCUUAGGCACAAUUAGUGUCCAGUGGCAAUGUUUGGGGCUCAAAGAGUCAGCCUCAGGCUUAAUUAGGGUCCAGUGGCAAUGUUUGGGGCUCAAGGAGCCAGCCUUAGGCUCAAUUAGUGUCCAGUGGCAAUGUUUGGGGCUCAAGGAGCCAGCCUCAGGCUCAAUUAGGUUCCAGUGGCAAUGUUUGGGGCUCAAGGAGCCAGCCUUAGGCUCGAUUAGUGUCCAGUGGCAAUGUUUGGGGCUCAGAGAGCCAGCCUUAGGCUCAUUUAGUGUCCAGUGGCAAUGUUUGGGGCUCAGAGAGCCAGCCUCAGGCUCAAUUAGGGUCCAGUGGCAAUGUUUGGGGCUCAAGGAGCCAGCCUCAGGCUCAAUUAGUGUCCAGUGGCAAUGUUUGGGACUAAAAGAGCCAGCCUCAGGCUCAAUUAGUAUCCAGUGGCAAUGUUUGGGGCUCAAGGAGCCAGCCUCAGGCUCAAUUAGUGUCCAGUGGCAAUGUUUGGGACUAAAAGAGCCAGCCUCAGGCUCAAUUAGUAUCCAGUGGCAAUGUUUGGGGCUCAAGGAGCCAGCCUCAGGCUAAAUUAGUGUCCAGUGGCAAUGUUUGGGGCUCAAAGAGCCAGCCUAAGGCUCAGUUAGGGUCCAGUGGCGAUGUUUGGGACUAAAAGAGUCAGCCUCAGGCUCAAUUAGGGUCCAGUGGCAAAGUUUGGGACUAAAAGAGCCAGUCAAAGGCUCCAUUAGGUUUUCAGUGGCAAUGUUUGGGGCUCAAAGAGCUAGCCAGGCUAAUACUCCAUUCGGGUUCAAUGUACUGGGUGGUCCAGAUGUCUUGUGACCACCCGCAUUUAAUGAUCUAAAACGCAAUAUGUUUUACGUAAGGAUUACUUAAAACAGAAAUGAAUAUACAUAGGAAAAAAUGUUAGGGGUCGAUUAAUCGGGGGUCACAAUACAUCCGGACCACUCUGUAGACGCCUGUAGCUCAGAGCCAGCCAAACUAAGGCUCUUUUAAAGUUCAGUGUCAAUGCCUACGGCGCUAUUGUUAAUGCACGAGGCUCAAGAGGCAGACUAAGUCUUCAUUAGGGUUCUGUGUUAAUGGCUUAGACAGUUCCUCCGUACAGAGCCAGACUAAGUGGCCUCCUAGUGUUUAUAUAUUCUCUAGGCUACGUGUUCCUCUGUGUCAGUGCAAUUCCAGCGUGCGUCUCUCCAUGCCGCUUGCUUGAACUUUCAGGUUUUGUUACAUUUACACUGCGUACACAAAUGAUGAAACAUGAACGGGACGGAACACGCAGAUCACGCACAUUUAAACUGGCCCGCCCCUACUGGACUACUGUGGAAAAGAGCUUAAUAGCUCAUCGUAUUUACUCCAGGAAAAUGUAAGAUUCCGGUAAAACAUAACUUCAGUGUAAUUGUAUUGUUGGUAAACAUCUUUAAAUGCCUGGAAGUGUGUUAUAUGAACGUAAGAAUGGAAUUCUGUACAUGUUGAAUAACAUUCCCGCAUAUUUAUUUGCCAGCAUAAAUAAGUUGAUUUAGGAGUAAGUUUUGAUUAUCGCGGGGUUUGCUACUCACCAGUUAAUGUUCGGUAACUCUUCAUUUGGCAUAAAAAAAAUACUUAAUAAAAAACACGUUUCAAAUGUAAUUCUCAUCAGGCCUCAUAAGUGUUCAAAGGGGCAGUCUCCAAAUCGUAUCCGGUCUAUCUCUCCGGCCUCUCUGCGUGUCAAUAAAGAAGGCCCAUUCCCCGAAACGUCGCUUAAUUAAAACAUUGAUGAAUGUGGAACGUUCGUUAGGGAUAUUGCGGGCGACGUUGGUAUCUAAGUUUCCGUAGUGUAGUGGUUAUCACGUUCGCCUAACACGCGAAAGGUCCCCGGUUCGAAACCGGGCGGAAACAAAGCUUUUAUUUUUUUUCCCCCUCACCAUAUUUAUGUUAACGUUCAUGUAGCUACAUUUUAAUUGUUGAUGAUCGAAAAAAUUUUCUUUUGCUUUUAAAACGUCGCACAAGCACCUGAAAGUUAUUAUAAUCGAGCGCUUCCUGCUUAUCGACGCUAGGAUUUGUAAAUUCCCGCAGCCAGCGAUGCACUUUGAGAGCCAAGGAGACGCUUUCUCUAACUAGAAAAUACAAAAAGGCGAUUCUUAUUAUUACUACGCUCGGGGCAAAGGAAAACUGCGAAAUGUACACUCAUGUGAAUUUAGUAAAACGAAUUACUUUUUGAGACGCUUAAUACGAGCUACGAAUUCGGAACAACGAACGGCAUUAGGGGGCGAUAUGACCAUUUAAGUUCCGAACGCAAGUGCAUUGUUAACAAUAUCAUAAGCGGUAAUCAUGUGCGCAUUUAACAUAAGUCUGGCCUUUUACAGGCUUAAAUGUUUGAUUCACGUUUACUACAUCGGAAUAAGAGUGAUGCUGCUGCAGCUAGUCACGCCGGACUUUGAGCCCCGAGCUUUGCCCCGGCAGACCGGGCGUGUUGCCGUGGUGACGGGAGGUGGACGAGGAAUCGGUUUGGAGACGGGGAGGCGACUGGCUGAGUUGGGAGCCCACGUCAUCCUUGCAUCCAACAAUGAGAAGGAAGGAAGCGAGGCCGCUCAAGCACUGCGUUCAGACACGGGGAAUGACAAGGUGGAUUUCAUGCACCUGGACCUGAGAUCCCUCUCGUCCGUGCGAGACUUCGUGAACCGCUUCCGAUUGCGAAAGCUGCCCCUGCACAUUCUCGUGAACAACGCCGGUGUGAUGCUGGUGCCACUGCGGCUGAGCGCCGACGCGCUAGAGGAGCACCUCGCUGUCAACUGUGUGGGGCCAUUCUUGCUGACGGCGCUUCUAACUGGCGCCUCCGAGGGCCCGACCCCCUUGCGCGUUGUCUGCGUCUCGUCGGCCACGCAUCGCGCUGGGUGCCUCCUCUUCCAUGACAUUAACUGCAGCGAACGCUAUUCCUCAUACGCCGCCUAUGCCCGCUCCAAGUUGGCGCUCACGCUAUGGUCGCGCCAGCUGCAUGAGCAGGGGGGCGACCGUGUCACCAGUGUCGCCGUGGACCCUGGGGUCGUGGACUCCGAACUCUACCGCCACGCGGGUGCCUUUUUCAGGAUGGGCCAGUGGCUCACGGGCCGAUUCCUCUUCCGGUCCACCCGCCAGGCCGCAGCCGGUGUCACGUAUGCUGCCACUGCGCCCGAACUGAAAGGCCGCCCUUGGGCCUACCUGGAAAAUGGCCACCAGAUUGAGCCUGCACAGGCCGUGGAAGAUGCGGCGCUGCGCACACGCCUUUGGGAAACUUGCUGCCUCCUCUCCGGCCACCAUUGGUGACACUUGGACCACAAGCGGAGAUACAGCGACCUUGCGAUGACGCGAAAAUUACUUUAUAAAAAAUAAUUGAUCUGUGAUGAUUUAUUACCCAAAGCUCUAUAAGCAAAUUAAGUAAAUGUAGUAUGAGCCGCUAAACCCCCACGCUAAGGAGUUCUGCCCCCACCCUGUCCUGAUGGCGAGCGGCAUUGUGCUCUGGAGAGGAAGGGCCCCUCCCCCACCCUCCUGCUUGGCUCGCCAUUUGUGAGGGUUUGGUUGAGGUCCGUCCGGAUCUCUUCUCAAAAACACUUGUAAAGCCGUCCACUCACACAAGCGCUUUGAGCACAGCUACUCCUCAGAUUGGUUUACCAAAAACUAAAAACCACCAACUCCUGGUGGGUGGCAGUGCUAAUGGCGGAGUGGGCGUGGCUAAUGUAGACAUGGGCGGGACUGUUAGUGGGUGGGAGGGAGGUGCCACCAGCUCAUUACCAUGUGUCCUGGUUAAACCUCACAGUAAUGUGGUAACCACCCCCCCUCAUGUUGAUGCCGUUGGGCCAGUCGUAGGGUUAAGAUCGCAUGGGGGAGAAUUAAACCGGUCAUUGACUGGUUCUGAAAGUCAGAAACCGGUCACCGAUUCCAGUGGAGUUUUACGCACGACUGCAACAAUUUAGUAAAUGUGCCCCAUUGUUUCAAAUAGCCGCACCGGGAGAUGGAACGUAAACGGCAGCCUCUGGGUUGCAGAUCCGCUGUGGCGUCGUCACAGCUGGGAGCCGUGUUGUUGAAUUCUCUGAUUAUUGCUGCACGAGCCUGUGUGCGUGUUUCGGACCGUCCGGAACAGCUCCAAGAUAGCAGCUGUCAAGACUGACCCUAUUCCUGACACAGCUCACUAGCGUUGUUCAACAUAAACAAGUAAUAUGCAUCAGUGCCCAGGCGUUGGAGGCUACACGCUGCCCUUGAGUUUACCUCAGGGGUCCGAGGCGACUAGCUGUUCUCUGCAUCAGACCCCGAACGGGAUUCACGUGGUUUAGUGACGUUCACGGUGAUGCGAGCAGGUGGAUGUUUUUUUAAUUGUUGUGUGUUGUGUUCAUGUUGUGGAAAAUAUUAAUGGGUUCGUUACAGGGAUUGGUGGUUUUUCGUUUCCGGUUAACCGAUCUGAGGGGUGGCCGUGCUCUUAGAGCUCCUGUGGCUGGACGGCUUUACGAGUGUUUUUGGGGGGAGGUCCGGACAGACCCCAACCAAACCCUCACAGUACUGUAAUACAAUGGUAUAUUUGACAUUCCAAGUGAAGUAUUAUCAUUACUUGAUUGUUGUGCUCUGGUCAUUGUUCAAAGUCAAAAGAGUAUAUGUUCAAACAAAGGCAAGGAGUAUGAAUUCGGAUUGGGAGUCGUUUGAGCUCCAUCAUUGUUCCUGCAGGAUCAGUGAAAUCAGUACCACUUUGAGGGAAGUAAAGAGUGAUUAUUCUGUGGAUAAUCUGACCCCCAUUGUGGGUUUCUGAGUUCUCAUCACUUUCUCAGAGCCAUUAAAGGAGAUCAGCACGACCCCAAUUCCUGUAUGAGCUUAGAGACACUUUGAUUUAACUUUAUUUAAAUGCCAAUUGUUAUUUCAUCACAGUUAUGGUUAUGUCAGAAGCUGAAGACAUCCUUCCAAAAUACUGCCUGCAAGCAAAGCAUCAAAUCAGCAGAGCAGCCUCAUUGGAUGAUCUCAGACUUGUGGAUUCACUUUUCAUUCAACACGAAACCAUGCACUUUCUUUGUAAAUUAUGGUUUGCUAUGUGUUGAUCAUACGAUGUAUUGAUAAAUAUGUUGGUUAUAGGGUUGUUUGACCAUAUCUUACCAUGCAGGUUAAAGAAGCGGGGAACCUAGGGCUCGUUGAAACAUCAUUCGCCAAUUAUGUUAGCUGUGUGUGCCGAGUAAAUGACAAAUAUCCAGUAAUGCGUUGAGAUGUUGAGAUCAUCUCACUGCGCUUAAGAUCCUGGGAUAAUCACUGGCGGCUGAAACCUGGAUUCUAAUCCUGGAUAUAACAGGUGCCAACCUGAUAUUUCAGAGUCAUUAUAAACCCUCGAAGAGACAACCAGAUCCAGCGUUUGAAAGCAGGGACUCAUUUGUACCGAUUCAGUGGCUCUGAUAUUGGUUUGAGUUAGGGGUGGCACGGGCCGGAUACGACCCGCAAAUUAACGUCACAUGGCCCGUGGCCAAACGAGGCCUACCCCUUAGAAACCACCUGGAAAUUAUAUUCCUCACUGCAAGCAUCUUAGGUGAACUAAUUGGAUACUGGAGAGGAAUAUUUUGGACCUUUUAAACUUUCCAAUUUUAUGCGCGUUCAGUCACCUGCUUCAACUAAGUUUUUCGCUCAGUCAAUACAGUCCUUUCAUAGUCAAAGUUAAAUGUCAACUAAUGUGUGGCUCUCCAUAGAUAUAUAUAGAGUCCUAUUCAGUCCUAUCAAGAAACAUUUCCCACCUCUAGCAUAAUAAGUACUCUUGUCAUUUUAACUGCCUUUAUGUACUCAGGUGAGGGCCCUUUGAGGUACAUCGUCUCUUCAGCAAGGGAUAUGUCGGGGACAAUUCACUGGUCUUUUACUUCACCGGGAUAUCGACCACUCGCAUCGAAUAUCUGUGGCGAAAGUGGUCUGAUUGAAAUAAAACCUCAUUCAGCAGCUACUUGAAUUUGAAACAAA